UGUGUAGGCUUUCAGAAUGACCUGCUAUAUUUGUGUUCAUUUGUUGCCUCUUUUGAGAACAGUUUUCUUUCAGUUUUUUUCUUAAUAAGGAUUUCGUUAUUGUUUUUUUAUCAUAGGUUUUGGCCAGAACUGAGACUUCGACAAGAAAUAAGAAAAAGAAGGAAUUUGUUCUAGAUGUUCAAAUACUCUCCCUAGAUGAAAAGUUGAGUGUUGUGACUUGGAGUUUUUGUGUUUUUCUUUUCCCCCCUUUUAAUAGGUACUUUUCCCCACUUGUAUAUAAUUUCUGGUAAUCUCCCCCCACCCCCUCGCCAAAAGAAAAAAAGUGAAGUCCCAUGGAUGAAGCUUUAAAUUCAUAGAAAAAUUCCAUUAUAAAUUCAUUUAAGAAUUAGUAAUAACUCCAUAUGAAGAGUUCAGCGGUUUUUAUUUUAUGUGUCAAUUUGCAAAUUGAAAAUCUGCACAAGGUAUUCUGUCAGAUCUACAGAGAGCGCUACAGAAAUUGAUUAAAUACAAAUUAUGAUCUGAGGUCAAAUCUUUGGGGUUAAAGUAGGAGGGUUUUCUUCAAACAGAUUGACACCUUCCCCCCUCCUCCCCAUCAGAAAUCUGUGUGACAGAACAACAGUUUUAAAAUAUUUCACUUUUGAGCCUGUCACUCCGUAAGGAACUUAAUCCAGCCUUCAAAAGACAGCCCGAGACAGGCUGGUGAUGAGUGCCCUGCUCUUGCCGGACUGGCCUUGGGGUGCCCUAGACCAUGGAGGAGGAUGCUGACUGCAUCAUAUGUGAUCGUGCUGCCGUGCCUGUCUGAUGUGAGAAUUCCCUCCUCCAAACAAAGCUCACACACCAACCUAGCCGUACUUCUGCGUCGUCUUCGUCGUCGUCCUCCCAGUUCUUGCCCCUGCCCCUCUCCUCACAGGGAGCUCCAUCUUCAGAGCUGUCUCCUAAGCAAGCUUGGUCCCCAGCUCACACUUUCCCUGCGGCUGGAGAGAAUUAAGGUGAGAAGCACAGGAGUCAAGAUCCUAAAGAAGUCCCAGAUUGAGGACAUUGCCUCCUCAUUAGUCUCACAGGAUGGAGCCCCGGCUGCACCUCUGGAGGAGCUGGCUUACAGACGGUCACUGCGAGUGGCCCUGGAUGUUCUGAACGAGGGAACCGGUUCUUAUCACGAAAGCCCUUCAGGGGGAGAAAAAGCAGCUCUGUGCCCAAGCUCGUGCCCUGUAGACCCAGCCAACUGGCUCAGAGGCUCUCACUCGGCAUCUCUCCACCGCAGAGACAUGUUGGGCAGCCCCCCAUAUGGCCGGAAAGGGCGAGCCCAGCACAGCUGGUCAAGCUCACCUGCUUGCGACAAGGAUCUUGAGUGCAUGGGGGGCAUUGGAGCCCUUCAUGUUGGAGCUAGGUCUCGGGAUGGAAACAGGUCUAAAACUCACCAGAAGCCGGGCAUGAUUCGCCUAAGUGAUGCCCAGAAGUCCAGCUUGGGCCAGAACACACUGCCUUUCCACGCAGGGGCUGAGAGAGAGGAAGGGAGCGAGAUGGGGGCAGACAGCCCCCCAACCCUGGCGAUGCCACUGUCCCAGGGAGCUGGCACUCAAGUCAGGACCCAUGAAAGUGACCUGCUGUCACCAGGGGUGCCCCUCCCUGUGCUCCGGGACAGCCUGCUUACCAGCGAGCUCCCCAAGAAGAGGCUGCGCUGGGAUGGCAGCCAGAAGUCACCUGGUGAAGCUGGGGCUGGGCCCGAGGGGUGCGUGGCCCUACACGGUGCUGCCAGGCUGGCUCCUGCGCUCCUCCCGGAGCCUGGGAAGGCCGAGGAAGGCUGUCGGUCUCCUGAGUUGAGUCCCCUGAACUCUGUCCUGGAUGAAGAUGAGGAUGAAGAGGAGCCCCCUAAGAUCCUUCUGUACCAUGAGCCACGUACGUUUGAAGUGGGAAUGCUGGUCUGGCUCAAAUAUCAGAAGUACCCCUUUUGGCCAGCAGUGGUCAAAAGCCUCCGGCGACGAGAUAAGAAAGCCAGUGUCCUCUUCAUCGAAGGAAACAUGAACCCAAAGGGGAGAGGCAUCGCGGUGUCUCUGCGGCGGCUGAAGCACUUUGACUGCGAGGAGAAACAGAGCCUGCUGCACAAAGCCAAGCAGGACUUCGAGCAGGCUGUCAGCUGGUGCGUGGCUCUCAUCACAGACUACAGAGUGCGGCUAGGCUGCGGCUCCUUCACCGGCUCGUUCCUGGAGUACUAUGCCGCCGACAUCAGCUGCCCCGUGAGGAAGUCCAUCCAGCAGGACAUUCUAGGGGCUGCGUUCCCCCAGCUGAGCCGGGGGGACCCUGAGGAGCCAGAGGUUGGCAGCCCCUUGGGCCAGAGUACGCCCAGCCGGAAGGUGCUUCCCGACCGCACCCGGGCGGCGCGGGACCGGGCCAACCAGAAACUAGUGGAGUUCAUUGUGAAGGCCAAGGGUGCUGAGAGCCACCUGCGCGCCAUCCUGCGGAGCCGUAAGCCCUCGCGCUGGCUGCAGGCCUCCCUGUGCUCCAGCCAGUACGUGACGUGCGUGGAGACCUACCUGGAGGACGAGGAGCAGCUGGACCUGGUGGUGAAGUACCUGCAGCGCGUCUGCCAGGAGACGGGCAGCACUGCACUGACCCGCGCCCACGGGGACUGCGUCCGCCUCAUCCUCGAUGUGCUGCUGCCUGAGGCCAUCAUCUGUGCCAUCUCUGCCGUGGAGGAGGUGGACUACAAGACAGCUGAGCAGAAGUAUAUUAAAGGACCGUGCCUCAGCUACAGGGAGAAGGAGAUCUUCGACAAUCAGCUCCGGGAAGGGCGGCGGCGGCAGCAGCAGCAGCAGCAGCGGUGACACUGCUGCCAUCCAGGAGUGCUGACCUGGCGCUCCUCAACAGGACCCCCUCUGGACAGUGGCACUUGGGAGACACCGGCUGUGCCCCCUCCUUCUGCCCUAUGUGCUGUGUCCCACUACAGUGCCCCAUUUCCCUGUGGUCUGUGUGCCACCCCGUUAAAGCCCAUUGUGCGGCUGCCUGGUGCGCACCACCAAAGAGCCUGGUUUUUUUCCGUUGUGCCCUGUAGGCGGUGGCCCCACACUGCUGGGUGCCUUUGAGGGAGAAGAGACUGUCUCUUCAGAAGUGGAACCAAAGGGAGAACAAGCUGCAAAGAGUCGGCUGGUGGCCAUUCUGGGCUCUCCCGGAGAACAGCCCCCAAGCUGGCCAUUCCCAGCUGGACUAGGUGCUCGGUCUGAGCUGUGCCGGCGUCUGCGGGUAUCCCACUGUGCUAGGAAGUGGCCGUGUCUUUGUGCUGGGCAGCCCGGCAAUCGGCCUUGACCAUCAGGCCAACUGCCGUAGGGAGAGCAAGCACAUAGUCUCGAGCCUCUGUUGGCGUUGAUGGUGUGGAGGCACCAGUCAGUGUUCCCCGACCCCAGGCUGACCUGUGCCUUUCCCCAAGGCCACACCCACUUUACUCCAGCCGUCUGGAUGGGGGAGGCCACAGGCCCCCACUCAAGCUCGUUCCCAGUGAGCCCAGGAAGAAGCCCCAAAGUUAGUCCAGGUGACCUGAGUCUGGCAGUCUGGCCUGUGCACAGUUUAGCUGCACCUGGCUCAGUGCUGGGGCCGCCUCAGGCUCAACGAGACCCCAUGCCCUGCUGCAUGGGGAACUCGGGACCCCCCCAACCCAUACCCCCCCACCCUCUGGGUGCCGGGCUCUGCUGGUGGAUCCCCCUGCGGUUGCUCCAGGUGGGACGGUACCUGCUGCUUUGGGGGAAGUGGUGUCGUGAGGGCUGACCCUGUUACUGUGACCUGUUUUUAUACCUGUUUCUCUGCUUCUCUGUCCAUGUUCUUGCCAUUUGGCUGCUGGGUUUAAUUCUUUUUUUUUUUUUUUUUUGAGUUUAAUUCUUGCAACUGGAAUUAAAAACAUUUUGAGAGUC
Messenger RNA from Echinops telfairi (small Madagascar hedgehog), 3899 nucleotides. RefSeq names its product PWWP domain containing 3A, DNA repair factor (gene PWWP3A). NCBI's taxonomy places the organism in Eukaryota, Metazoa, Chordata, Mammalia, Afrosoricida, Tenrecidae. Gene Ontology annotation, molecular function: nucleosome binding. The coding region runs from base 759 to 2822 and encodes 687 amino acids. The transcript has 12 exons. The record is from RefSeq and is a predicted model, not a curated record. Gene Ontology annotation, cellular component: nucleus; cytosol. Gene Ontology annotation, biological process: chromatin organization; DNA repair.